Molecule: messenger RNA, 276 nt
Organism: Plasmodium vinckei vinckei
Lineage: Eukaryota; Apicomplexa; Aconoidasida; Haemosporida; Plasmodiidae
Product: fam-c protein
Exons: 2
Coding region: 1-276 (91 amino acids)
Source: RefSeq, a predicted model, not a curated record
AUGAAUAAAAGGAUAUUUAGUUUAGCAUCUAAUGUAGGAAAUAAACGCGUUCGUGGUACUAAAAAAAUAAACAUAAAUAAUAAUAAAAAUGGUAUAGAAUAUAAACGCGAAACCCAAUUAAAUAAUAAGAAUCCUGAAGAUGAUUAUGACAGCAAUUACAUUGGAGAAAUGGACGAUGGUUGUUGUAGUUGUUGUAGCUGUUGUUAUAUAAAUGGCUUUGGGUUCGUGCUUCAGAGUUUAUGUGUUAAUAUUUUUAAUUUAUUGAUGGGUAUAUAA